AUGUCAGAAAAGAAAGCCCCAUGCCUCCUACUCCCUGUAGAGCUUCAGACUCAGAUUUUUUCAUAUCUCCCAUUUCUCGACCAAAUCCACUGCAUGUCUAUUGCCCCUAUCUGGUAUGCGAUCCUUCAGCAAGAGAGCUUCAAGGAUAUUCGAUAUUACAACCACAUAUACCCCACGAUUCACCGACUCACUUUCGAAGAAGACCUCGAAAUCGACCUCCAUGUAGUCGGGGGGCAUAUUGGAACGGCAUCAAUCUGGAAACGCCCUGCACCCUACAAGAACAAGCCACAAUAUCUACUCGCGAACAUCGAUUUAAAAUCCGAACAGCCAUCGGUUUUGAGCGAACGAAUUUUCAGAGAUGAUUUCAGCGGAUUUUCUAAAGACAAGAUUGGGCAAAUUCAUGUCUCUCUUAUCGAAGUAAUCCUUGUGGCGUUUACUUCGAACGAUCCAAAUGCUCGUUUUAGCGGGCCUUGGAAACGGCGGUGGUUACUUUCAGAGCAAAUAAAUCCUCGCUUCGAAGGGAUGACUAUUUUGGAUCUUCUACAGUUCACGAUGGAUGUAGUAGCUGCAAGUCAUAAUUUGGCAAUGGAAAAUUUGGUCACAGUUAAGUUUGUACUCUCGGGCUGGAAGAGACGAAGAUUGGAUGUCGUAAUUAGCAUCUAA
Molecule: messenger RNA, 663 nt
Organism: Orbilia oligospora ATCC 24927
Lineage: Eukaryota; Fungi; Ascomycota; Orbiliomycetes; Orbiliales; Orbiliaceae
Exons: 1
Coding region: 1-663 (220 amino acids)
Molecular function (GO): protein binding
Source: RefSeq, a predicted model, not a curated record